GAUUCAUCAGGUGGAACCGGAAGUUCAGGCGGCACUGGAACCGGAGGCACGACGGGCAGCGGCGGCGCCAGUGGCGGCGGCUCAACGCGGAAAAAGCGGCGCGGGAUAAUCGAAAAGCGGCGGCGAGACAGGAUCAACAACAGCUUGGCGGAAUUGCGACGCCUCGUCCCGGCCGCCUUUGAGAAGCAGGGCUCUGCCAAACUGGAAAAGGCGGAAAUUCUGCAAAUGACCGUCGACCAUCUCAAAAUGCUUCAUGCCAAGGGACUGGACGCACUGGCAUACGACCCACACAAACUGGCCAUAGAUUACCACAGCGUCGGGUUCCGAGAGUGCAUGGCAGAGACAUCUAGGUACCUGAUUGCGCAAGAAGGCAUGGACAUCCAGGACCCGCUCCGCCUCCGCUUGAUGUCGCACCUGCAGUGCUUCUCAGCGCAACGCGACCUGGCCAACAAAUCCGCUUCGUGCUACAAAUAA
This is a messenger RNA of Notodromas monacha, 474 nucleotides long. Lineage: Eukaryota; Metazoa; Arthropoda; Ostracoda; Podocopida; Cyprididae. The record is from the annotation of a GenBank genome assembly.